Molecule: messenger RNA, 4923 nt
Organism: Adineta steineri
Lineage: Eukaryota; Metazoa; Rotifera; Eurotatoria; Adinetida; Adinetidae
Source: the annotation of a GenBank genome assembly
AUGAAUCACGACUUUUUCGAUACAGAUAAUGAUGAGAAUGUAUUAUUCGACAGUGAUACUUCAACAGAAAAUAGUGAACAUGUUAAAAAAUCACAAACUAUACUUCAUGAGUAUCAGAAAAAGCCAUCAAAUAUACAAUCAGAUUCACCUUACAAUUUUAAUGAUUAUUUAGAGAUCUAUGAACGUAUAUAUACAUUUCAUACACAAGGUGAACACCAGAAAUGGCAAGGAUUGUUCGAUGAUAUCAUUAAACAAUCUACAACACCCUAUAAAUUACUCUAUAUGUUUUUGGAUCAUACUUUAAGUACAACAAAUAAUAAAAAACAUCGAUUGAUAAUACCAUUGAUUGAACAAUUUAAACAGAUAAAAAAUUAUGAUCAAAAUCCACAUUUAGAUGAUACAAUUAAAUAUAAUAUCUUAUCAAAAAUUUGUCGUCGAUGUAUAUUUAGUCAAUUGGAAUCAAUUGUUGAUAUAUUUGAUUUACGUUCAACAGAUAAUCGACAACUAGUUAUUGAUUUUAUCAAUGAACAAAUAGAACAACAUCAAGAUAUUAUAUUUAUAUCACAAAUGACAAAGAUUUUAAAACUUCUAGAAAUUGAUGCAAUACAAUUUGAAAAAAUUGUUCUACCAUUAAUAUUGAAAUUACAAUGGGAAACAAUUAGAUUUGUUGUUGGCGACGAUAAAAUACUUCAACGAAAAUUAUUAAAAACAAUCGAUGAUCUUAUUUCAACAGACGAAACAACUGUUCGUCAAUUAUUUAGUCAAUGUUUAAUUAAUACAAAUACAAAUUUCAUUGAUACUCGUAGUGUAAAACGUGCUGCAAGAAAAUUACUUAAACAAUAUGAUUUUAGUUUACAUGAAUUUCCAAAUUUAGCAGCACAAGAAAAACUAAGUUUUCUCAAAACACUUUUUGUACGAAAAUAUUUAGAAAAUAAAAAUGGUGGCGGUGGCGGUGAUGAUGAUGGUGAUGAUGAAUCAUGGAAAGAACAGAUUACAGAAUUAAUACAUGAUAAUCAUGAUUUACAAGUAAAAUUAGUUGAUUUAUUUGUUGAUUAUACUGAUAUUGAUUCAGCUGUUGAAUGGGCUCGUUUUUAUAAUCUUGAAGAUUUUGAAUUAUCUGUACAAGUCAAAUUUCGUCGUCAAGAAAUUCUUCAAGAUGAUAUUACAUCUCAAUCAUAUUCACUUAAAUCAUCAACAUGGUUAACUAAACAAUCAGAAGAUAAUAUUUACAAACCAACUGUUCUUGCAUCCGAUAUUGUUUAUAUUGAAGUUGAUUCUGAUGUUGAUUCAUUCUUAAAUCGUUUAGAAUGUGCUCGUUGUGAUGUGGGUUCACAUUUACCAUUUGUUGGUUUUGAUUGUGAAACAUUUAUGGAUCCAACACAACGAACACUUAAUUCUCAAAUAGUAUCAAUUAUUCAAUUAGCAAGUUCAAUAUUAUCACGUGAUCAAUCUUUAUAUGGCAUAUUUGAUAUGCUUGCACUUCGUUUACAAUUUGAUAUGAAAACUUUAGCUGAAUUUGCUCAACGUCUUUUUUGUUCACAUGAUUUUAUUCUUUUAACAUAUAAUUAUGCAGGUGAUACAUCAUUUUUAAUUGAAAAUUAUCCUUCAAUGAGUGAUGCACUUAUGCAAGGAACAGCUGUUAUUGAUUUAUUUCGUGUACAACAAUACAUUUGUGAACAUUAUCCUGAAGUAUUUCCAUAUCAUAAUGUUUCAGCGAAUUUAAAAUCUCGUGGUUUAAGUGAAUUGGUUCGUUUAUGUUUUGGUAAACCACUUGACAAAUCAUUGCAAACAAGUGAUUGGCGAAAGAGGCCAUUGAAAAAGUCACAACUUAUUUACAGUGUAUUAGAUUCUCGAGUACUUGUUGAUAUUGCAAUGUUAAUUGAAGAACGUACACGAACUUUACAAAUUUCAUGGUCAUGGUCAGAUUUUAAAGGUGCACCUGUAACAGCAAUUAAAGUUCUUCCUAAGCAUCGAAUAUGUUUAGCUGGUACUGGUCCUUAUGUUCUUGCUUUUGAUUUAACAACAAAUCAACAAUUAUUACAAGAGAAAAUUUUAGUAGAUUCAGUUGUGCAUGGUUUUGAAGCUCGUCAAAUAAUAAAUGAAACGAAUGAUUCUUCUUAUAUCAUCGUUGUUUUUGGUCAACGAACAUUUUCUAUUAUUCAAUGGUCUUCAAUAUCCCCAUCCGUAUUGAAAACAAUAAUACCUCAAACACAAUGUCCUUCUUGGAUUAUAAGUGCUCUCAUAGUUCAUCUUGAUCGUUCAACUCAAUUACCUACAAUUCUAUUUGGUACAGCAUUAAAUCAAAUAUACCGUUAUAAUAAAUCGUUAGAAUUGAUUCAAUCAUUAAAUUAUACAACACUUUAUUCAUCAUGUCUUUUUCAUCAUACAAAUGAAACAGUAAUAUUUGCUGCAGGUACAGUUUUCGGUGAAUUAUUUCUUUAUGAACAAGAUUCAAAUAAUUAUUUUCAUGAAAAAACAAAUGUUUCUGAUCAUAAUGGUGCUAUCUUUGGAAUAACUUAUUAUAACAAUCUUCUUUGUACUGUUGGUGAUGAUCGUACAGUAAAGUUAUAUAAAUUUCAGGAUUCUCUUGAAUUAUUAUCUUCAUUUUUCGCUCAUGACGCUCGUAUAUGGCAAUCAAGUUUAACAUCAACAAAUAUUUUAACAUGUGGUGAAGAUUCUUCUAUACGUUUAUGGUCACAUAAAUCAACAGGUGAAAUAUUACGAAGUUUUUCUGUACAUCGAUGUAAAAGUGUUUGGUGUAUGGAUAUAUUAAGAGGUGAUGAUAAUGAUGAUAAAUCUUUAAUUAUUAUCAGUGGUUGGAGUGAUGGUGGUGUACGUCGAUAUCAUCUUGAUGAUGUACCUAUUGAUUCACAUCGAACAAUUUUAUUAAAUAAAUCUUUAGAAAAUGAUUUUCCUCGAAAUAUUAUUUUUUUUAAUUCUUUAAUUAUGAUUGUUUAUAUGAAUAGUGGACAAUUAUUAAAAAUCGAUAAAGACGAUAUAACAUUAUUUUAUGAUGGAAGAAAUACAUUAAAAAAUGGAUAUGCAAAAAUGAGUAUGUCUAAUGAUGAAAAUGAAUAUUUAUUAGCAGUUGGAUCAUUAAAUGGUUUUGUAUUUAUAUUUGAUCAUAAUGGGAUAAUAAAAAAUCAAUUUCAAAUAGAAACAAAUAAAAAUAAUAAAAUUCUACAAAUUCUAUGGUUAAAUAAUACAUCAUCAUCAAAAUUACUUGUUUGUAUACCAGAUGGCAUAAUGUUUGUUUAUAAUAUAUCAAAUCAACCAGCAAUAUUAGAACAUCGUUUAGAAGUAUUACCUGAGUUUGAACAACGUUGGCCAAAUACAUGUUUAUAUCUUCAACAAUACAAUAUAUUACUUGUUGGUGAUCGACAAGGAAAUAUUCUUUCAUAUGAUUUAAAUAAUAAUUUAAUUUAUCAAAAAGUUGAACGUUUACAUGGUAUUAAUGGUACAUCAUCACUUGAUAUUGAUAAAAAUACAAAUCUUAUUCGUUCAUGUGGUCGUGAUGGUUACAUAAAUAUAUUUUCUAUAAACAAUGACCAACGACAAUUAAUUCAUCAAUCAACAUGUACAAUAACAUCCGAUAUAACAUGGCUUGAUCGACUUAUAGAUAAUCCAUCACUAGUAACAUGUUUUACGACAAAUAAUUUUUGUCUUUAUACAUUAGAUGAUCAAACAAAACGACGAUUAAUGCAAGUCGAAUGUGGUGGUGGUCAUCGUAAUCAUGAUUUUCUUCUCGAUAAAAAUUCCAAUGCUUAUUUUGUUUAUAUACGAAAUAAACAAGUAUAUUUAGCAGAAAAAAAUCUAAUGAGAAUAUUAAAUGAAUCAACAUGUUUAUCAAUCAUACCACCAACACAUGGAACCGAAAUUCGUUGUGUUAAAUUAUUUCAAUCAAAUAAUCAUUUUCAUAUGAUUACUGGUAGUGAAGAUACACAAAUUAAAUUAUUUACAUUUCAGACAGAAAAAUUCAAUGCGAAAUGUGAACAUAUUUCUACAUUACAAUCUCAUUUAUCAGCUGUUUGUGAUAUAAUUGUAAUUGAUAAUUUAUUUUUUUCCUGUGGUGCACGUGCACAGCUUUUUGCUUGGCAAAUGAAAAAUAAUAUUGUUAUUCGAACAGGUUAUUUUAUGCUUCAUCCAUUACGACGACGUCAUGGCGGAGGUGGAAAUAUAAACGAUGAAACGAAAAAAGACAAUCACGACGAAGAUCAUGGAUUAGAUGUAAGAUUUACUAGCGUUGCAGCUAUGUCUCUCGCUGAAAAUGGAAAUUAUUUAUUAUUUGUCACCGGAUCAGACGCUAUAUUACGUGUCUUUCGUUAUACAACAGUAUCAAAUCGUUUUUCUUUAAUUCAAACAUGUUCACAUUCCGAAUAUUGUCAAUUACGUGUUAAAGUGUAUUCAAAUAGUUCUAUUGCAUUUGUUUCAUCUACUGAUGGUCUAUUAUGUGCAUAUGAUAUGUCAUCAUUAGAUUCUUCCAUUCGUUCAACAACGUUUAAAGUUCAUCAAUCAGGAAUCAAUGAUUUUGAUAUCAUCGAAAUAAAUCAAAAUAAUCUUCUUCGUUUAGCAAGUGUAGGUGAUGAUGGGUCAGUACAUGUUUCUAGUUUUGAUAUUAAAAAUUGGAUUUGGAAACGAGAAUAUUCCAAAGAUUGUAUUCAUCAAUCACCAGCUACAGGUAUUCGUUUUCUAAAUUCAACUAGUUUUAUAUCAAUUGGUAUUGAUCAAAGACUGAAAUUAUGGACAAUCAAAAAUGAUGAACAAGUUUUAGAGUUAACAAAAAAUUAUUUAGUUGAUAUUCGUGAUAUUCUUUCCAUGGAUAUGAUUUUUUGUGAUAAAAAAAGAGAAUUUACUAUUGUUAUAGUCGGUGCUGGUGUUCAAACAGUUCAAUUUGAUUUAACAAAUUGUUUGUUUUAUUCAUAG